Molecule: messenger RNA, 10648 nt
Organism: Equus quagga
Lineage: Eukaryota; Metazoa; Chordata; Mammalia; Perissodactyla; Equidae
Gene: DIDO1
Product: death inducer-obliterator 1
Exons: 17
Coding region: 2302-9114 (2270 amino acids)
Biological process (GO): apoptotic signaling pathway; DNA-templated transcription
Cellular component (GO): nucleus
Source: RefSeq, a predicted model, not a curated record
GGAAGCCUCUUAAGCUUCCUGCCCCCUUCCACCCUCUGAGCCACUCUUGUUGUCAGUCCACAGGACUUUGGGACUUUCGUUUGUGCAUUGGGGAUAUUUAAGGGAAGAAUUUGAGACAACCGGAGCCCCUUUCAAAAAUUUGUUUCAUCCUCUGGGUUUAGCUAUUAAAGUACAUUUGUUAGAAGGAAAUAUUCUUUAGCUAGUAGAGUUCAACCAAAAAAUACCCAAUGUACAAUUCCAGAAAGGCCUUUUUCACCAGCGAAGAGCAGCUUCCAUCAGGAGUGACAACAGGUGAACUGGAAUUACGUGAAGAGGUCGCAGGGGGAGGGCCUGGCUCCUCACCAGGGUGGCAAGUGCCCCUUAGCCCACAAGCCAAAGUCAGAGCCAGCAAUCAGAGUCAGGUCCUGCUGGGAGAGAUUCGAAGGGGAGGCUCAGUUCCAGGGGCCUGAGUGGUUUCCUUUCCUGUUGCUUUGUGGGAGGCAUCCUGAGGAUCUUUGAGGACUGUAGUGACAACGAGUGGGGGCUUCCUGCUGUUGCUCUCUGGGUUUCCCCUUUGUCUGCUGGUUUUCCACUCUGAGCUUUCUCAUGCUUCCUUCUCCUAUUCCAUUAUCCGCCCACUCCUAAGGGCCUUUCAUCCCUCUGAGCCCCCAGCCUGGAACUGCAGCCCAGUGUUAAAAUCUCACCUUGCAGAAAGAUGUGACUGCUGGUUUUGCUUUCUUUAAAGAUCUUCAUCUAAAGAGGCGGUGUGGAGUUUCCCGUCCAACUCCCGUUUAGGGAGCCCUUUGUAGGGAGGCCUCAAGUCAUCUUCCCCGAGUUACAGUAUGUGAGUCCCAUUUUACAACUUGCCCAAGAUCAAACUGCUUGUUCAAGCUGGUUUCAACUCCAUCUGGCGGGUCUGUAAACUUCCCGCUACGCCUACCUGAGGGCAAACCUGAAGCCACAUCGAGAUGGAAGAGUAUAGAGCCCAUCCUUGCAAGAUUCAAUGAAGGUGGUCCUAUGGGAACUGCGCCAGCAGAAACAAGCUGUGUUGUAUUCCUUUGGAGAAAACUGACAGUCUCUCUCGGAAAGAAACUGGCGGGCCCUGUGAUCUUUAGAGAUGUUUAUCAAAAAGCAUGCCUACUCCCAGGCCCCUGGUUCUCGCACAAGGAAGCCUCUCUGCUUCACUGUGCGCAGGGCAGCUUUCCGCUUUUCGCUGGGCCUAAAACAAAGGCCAAGGGGUCCUGCUUCUAAGGAGCUCCGAAGAGGGCUGUGGAGGAAGUAAUGGGGGCAAAGGCCCGGCCAAGGCUGCUGCUGGCAGGUCAAAUGUCCAGUGUCCACGGUGCCCCGAGGCAAGCAGCUCUUUCCCUCCGAGGUCUGUCUGCUGAGUAUCUGGGGAGGCCAGGUGCAGGGUGUCAGUAGUCAGCACUGGCAAGAAACUGCAGGUGGAGGGUUACGCAUCUGCCAGCGCCCCUCUCCCUUUUCCGACAGUGACCGGCCUCCCCCCGCAGUCCCGUGGGCAGACGCUCGCUGUGGCCGCGUGUAGGGAGGCUGAGGCGGGUCGCUGCGCUGCUGGGCGCGUGGGUGCAGGUUGAGCGCGGGGGGGAACAGAACGAGUCGGUGGGAAAAGAGCGCUGCGCCCUGCUGCUUGAUCCUCGUCCCCGCCCCCUCCGCCACAAGGGGACCCAGGCAACGGUGCACUCCCUGGGGUGGCUGGUCCUCAGGGCCCCACAGCCUGGGAUCCCCGCCGCCUCCACCCCCAGCUUUGGCCCUUGGGCUCCGAGAACCGGGCGGCGCACGGGGCGCUUGCGCGCAAGGCGGGGGCGGAGCCUGACCUCCGUUCGCUCGCCACGCGGGGGCGCCGCUCGGGGCGCGGGCGGCCUCUCUAGCACCCGGUGGGUCUCGGUGGCUGUGGCUCCGCUUCCGCUCGGAGCGCGGGCGGCCCCUCUAGCCCCCAUGUCUCGAUGGCCGGCGCCGACCCCGCCCGCCUGUCCGCUCCGUGGCGCUCGGAGGAAAUGGCUGCGAGACCCUAGAGGCCUGCGCCCCGCGGAGCCCACUCCCUGGGAACGUUCUCAAGAUAAUCUACAUUGUUAUUUGUGAGCAGUGACGGACCGCAGCAGUGUUUUGAGGCCUGGCUGUUUACUUGGACCAAGUGAUUGUAUUGGCCAGGUUUUUGUGGUAUUUAGGACAUCCAGAACAAGUGGCCAGGCUUUCAGUGUUGGGGCAGUCCUUCCCCUAGGAUGGAACACGGCAUAAAAUCUGAGUCGUUAUUAGCAGUUAAAUGUGAUUGAAGCCUGGACAGCUUGGAAAAAAAUUUCUCAAGGUAUGGAUGAGAAAGGUGACCCGAGCAAUGAGGACGCACCCAAGGCCAUCAAACCCACCAGUAAAGAGUUCAGGAAAACAUGGGGUUUUCGAAGGACCACCAUUGCUAAGCGGGAGGGCGCUGGGGACGCAGAGCUGGACUCUCUGGAGCAGCAGCCCCGGCAGCAACAACAAAGCCUUUCCCUGCGACGCAGUGGGAGACAGCCAAAGCGGACUGAGAGAGUGGAAGAAUUUCUCACAACAGUCCGACGCAGAGGAAGGAAGAAUGUUCCUGUCUCCCUUGAGGACUCCAGUGAGCCAACAUCUUGUCCAGUUACAGAUGUGGAAACAGCCUCUGAAGGGAGCGUAGAAAGCACCUCUGAAAUGAAAAGUGGGUCCAAGUCUGGCUCCAGGGGUGUUAAGGAACGACCAGCCUCCUCUGCAAAGGCCAAAGGAGGUGAUGAUGAGGACGACACCUCUGAUAGCGACAGUGAUGGAUUGACUUUGAAAGAACUUCAGAAUCGCCUACGAAGAAAGCGAGAACAAGAGCCUGCCAGCAGGCCCCUGAAGGGUAUCCAGAAUCGCCUGAGGAAGAAGCGUCAGGAGGAGGAUCCUGCGGAAAUUGUGGACGUGGAGGCAGGCGAUGCCGCGGGAAGCUCACUUUCUGGCACACAGGAGCCCGAGGCUGCCCAGGGGCCCGUGUCCCAGGGGGCGAAGGACGAUAGAGAGAGUCAGUUGGAAGGGAAAGCAGCUCAGGGAAUGAAAGAUGAAGAACCUGGAGCCUCGGUCAGACACAAGCCCGAGUGUGAGGUUUACGACCCCAACGCCCUGUACUGCAUGUGCCGUCAGCCCCACAACAACAGGUUUAUGAUUUGCUGUGACCGAUGUGAAGAAUGGUUUCAUGGUGACUGUGUGGGCAUUUCUGAGGCUCGAGGGAGGCUCUUGGAAAGGAACGGGGAAGAUUACAUCUGCCCAAACUGCACCAUUCUGCAAGUGCAGGAUGAGACCAGCACAGAAACCGCAGGUCAGCAGGACACGAGAGUUAGACCUGCAGAUGCUGAUGGCACAGACUUUACCAGUAUAGGAACAGUAGAGCAGAAAUGUAGCGAAGACCAAGGAAUAAAGGGUAGAAUUGAGAAAGCUGCAAACCCAAGCGGCAAGAAAAAACUCAAGAUAUUCCAGCCUGUUGUAGAGGCUCCUGGUGCCUCAAAGUGUAUUGGCCCUGGGUGUUCUAGCGUGGCGCAGCCUGACUCGGUUUACUGCAGCAAUGACUGCAUUCUAAAACAUGCUGCAGCUACCAUGAAAUUUCUAAAUUCAGGUAAAGAACAAAAACCAAAACCUAAAGAAAAGACCAAGACGAAGCCAGAAAAGCUCAUUCUUCCAAAAUGUAGUGUUCAGGCAGGCAUUAAAAUCUCUUCUGUGCACAAGAGACCAGCUCCAGACAAGAAAGAAAACACCGUGAAGAAGGCGAUGGUGGCCCCUUCUAGGAGUGAGGUCCUUAUUAAGGAAACAACUUGUGAAAGCAGCACGCCGUCCUGGGCAAGCGACCACAAUUACAAUGCAGUGAAGCCAGAACAGACUGCUGCCCCCUGGCCAUCACUGUUGUAUAAAUCCAUGAAGGAGGACAGACGCUUGGAGGAGCACACAGCCAUGGCGGCUGCAGCACCCAAGAAAACGGCUCCUCCAGGGUCUUCGGUGGGCAGCCGACAGCCUUCGUCCAGGAAUCUAGUACCAAAGAAGCCACCUCAUUUUGCAAACAUGGCGGCAGCCAAAUCAGCUAUCAAAAAGUUGCCCUCAGGCUUCAAGGGUACCAUACCCAAGAGGCCGUGGCUCCCGGCCGCCAGCGGUGUUUCCGCUGCCAAGCAGGCAGGGCUGGCGCCUGUCACUACCACAGCAGCUUCUAAAAAGUUGCCGGGCUCUGCUGCUUUGGUGGGAGCCAUCAGGAAGCCGGUGGCAAGCUCUGCUCCCUUGGCCUCUACAGCCCCAGGACGCCUGGGGACCUCAAGCCCUGCCCCAUCACAGCCAAAUUCGCAAAUUCGGCAAAAUAUAAGACGCUCCCUGAAGGAGAUUUUGUGGAAAAGAGUCAGUGACAGUGACGACUUAAUCAUGACAGAAAACGAGGUCGGCAAGAUCGCCCUCCACAUCGAGAAGGAGAUGUUCAACUUGUUCCGAGUUACAGACAAUCGCUACAAGAGUAAAUAUCGCAGCAUCAUGUUCAACCUCAAGGAUCCCAAAAACCAGGGACUCUUCCAUCGUGUUCUACGUGAAGAAAUCUCUUUGGCAAAACUUGUGAGAAUGAAGCCAGAAGAACUUGUAUCUAAAGAGCUUUCCGUGUGGAAAGAGAGGCCGACAAAACCUGUGAUGGAACCCCGCCCUAAACUGCACAAUGAAAGUAAGAAGACUGCUGCAAAGCAGGAGGUGGUUCCCGACAUGGAAGACUCGCCACCAGUGUCGGACUCAGACGAACAGCAAGAGUUAGUGCGAGCCGCCCCUGAGAAAAGCACAGCGCCCCUUCUCGACGUCUUCAGCAGUAUGUUGAAGGACACAACGAGCCAGCACCGGGCACAUCUGUUUGAUCUGAACUGUAAAAUUUGUACAGGUCAGGUUCCAUCAUCAGAAGACGAACCAGCUCCGAAAAAACAAAAGUUGUCAGCUUCUGCUAAGAAGGAAGAGUCAAAAUCCAAGUGUGACGCUUCUCCCUCCGACCUGGUUCUCAGCUCAGCUGAUGAAGUGAUGCCAGACACUCUGCCUGAAAAUGCCUCUGAACCCGACCUGGAGAGUGCGUCUCAUGCACACCUGGAGAGAAAGUAUUGCCCUGUGCCUCCAGGAGAUGGCCACCCUGAGCCCUCCACCCUGGAAGGCCACUCCUCCUGCCCAGCCUCCAGUGGGGGUGGGGUGCUCACCACGGUCACUGUGUCCGGUCGAGACCCCAGGACUGCACCAAGCGGGUCGUGCACAGUCGCAGUCCCCACAGCAGCCCACCUGGACAGCACCCACCCGGUGGAACCUCGACAAGACGUCCUGAAGCCUGCGGCAACCUCUGUGACGGUGCCCAAGUCCAUACUAGCCAAGCCGUCCUCGUCCCCCGAGCCCAGAUACCUCCUGUCGGUCCCACCCUCACCAGGCAUCAGCAUCUCAGAGUCACGUUCCCCUCCAGAAGGAGAUACAACCCUCUUUUUGUCUCGACUCAGCACCAUUUGGAAAGGAUUUAUUAACAUGCAGAGUGUAGCGAAAUUUGUCACUAAGGCAUAUCCUGUCUCUGGAUGUUUUGAUUAUCUCAGUGAGGACCUGCCGGACACGAUUCACAUCGGUGGAAGGAUUGCACCCAGGACAGUCUGGGAUUAUGUCGGCAAACUCAAGUCUUCCGUGUCUAAGGAGCUGUGUCUGAUCCGCUUUCACCCCGCAACAGAGGAAGAGGAGGUGGCCUAUAUCUCUCUCUACUCCUAUUUUAGCAGCCGUGGCCGCUUCGGCGUUGUAGCUAAUAACAGCAGGCACGUCAAGGACCUCUAUCUGAUCCCACUGAGUGCGAAGGACCCCGUUCCAUCCAAACUCUUGCCCUUUGAGGGACCAGGUCUUGAGUCACCACGUCCAAACAUAAUCCUUGGGUUAGUAAUCUGUCAAAAAAUAAAACGUCCUUCAAAUGCUGGAGAAUUAGACAAGACAGAGGAGAAGCGGACCAGACUGCAGGCACAGGAAGAAAUGGAUGUUUCAGCCUAUCCCAAAAUGCCUCCAGCACCGCCGUCUGAGAAGAAGCCCCCCAAGUAUCAGCUCUGCCCUGGGGAGACGGCUGUCAGCACCACACCCCCGGGCUCACCUCCACCCCCGCCCCCGCUGCCAGAACCACCAGUUGCACCAACUUCAUCAUCGGUGUUAAAAAUACUGUCAUCCCUCAAACCAGGAGCCACGAACACCGUCACGGUGUCACCCGCACCAGCGACGGUUACAGCAGCCGCUUCCUCUGUCACUUCCUCUGCUCCGAAAACAGCUUCGCCCCUAGAACAUAUCCUGCAGACUCUCUUUGGAAAGAAGAAAUCAUUUGACCCUCCCACCAAAGAGCCUGUGGAGCCCGCCUCAGCCUCCCACCACGACUCCAGGGCCAAGGCUGAGGGCGGGCUUCCGGCAGCGCCUUUACUAGAUCCAAUCGUCCAGCAGUUUGGUCAGUUCUCAAAGGAGAAAGCUCUGGAGGAAGAGGAAGAUGACAGACCGUAUGACCCUGAAGAGGAGUAUGGACCUGAGCGAGCCUUUGACACUCAGGCCAGCCAGCGAGGGAGACGCCAUGACGGGGAAAGGGCCCCUGAGGCCGCCGAGCGGGAGGAGGUGGCAUACGACCCGGAGGACGAGACGAUCUUAGAAGAAGCCAAAGUGACGAUUGACGACCUGCCCAAUAGAAUGUGUGCAGACGUGAAAGGCAGCUCAACAGAGAGGCCUGCUGAGUAUGCUGCCGACGUCUCAACUCCCUCCUUGGUUGAGCAACAAAAAAUGAUAGAAGAGCUGAAUAAACAGAUCGAGGAGCAGAAGAGACAAGUCGAAGAGCAAGAAGAAGCUCUUCGACAGCAAAGGGCCGCCGUCGGGGUCUCCAUGGCUCACUUCUCCGUGUCAGACGCGCUGAUGUCUCCGCCUCCAAAGUCCUCGCUGCCCAAGGCCGAGCUGUUCCCGCAGGAGCCGCAGGCUACAGGCAAGUCAGCUGUGCUCCCUGCCACCAGUCAGGGAGCGGGCCCAAGCUCUGACCCAAGACAGAGUCGCGACCCCCGGCAGGCCAGGCGAUUAGCUGCCGAGAGCAGCGAGAGUGAGCCGGGCUCAAAGCCUCCAGCCAGCAGUGCACGCAGCGCCCCACCAAUGAGAGACGCGCCCGGAGGGCCCGCUGCCGGCCAGGGUCCUGUGCCAGCUCAGGAAGAAAAGGAGUCGGCUGCUCCGCUGUGGCCUCCAGGUGAAGAGGCUCCCCUCCUGACCAAGCAGGACGGCCCCCAGCGUGAGUCCUCAGAAAGCCCAGGCCAGCAGCCCGUGGAGAGCACUCACCCCACGGCAGGUGGGGAGGGCAUGUCCAGACCUGCCCGGAAGGUGCUGCUGCCCACGCCCCCGAGCACCUCCUUGCAGCCUAACCUCCCUGUGCAGAACGAGGGGCAGAAUUUUAGUUCUCCUGGAGGAAGGGAUCCUUUCUCAAGUGCAGUAUUUACAUCUCAGCAAAAAUCCCUUGGUUCGUCCCCGUAUGAGGAUCCAAGAAAUGCUCAGUUUCCUGAAAAAAGUGACCAUCUGGCAGUUGAAACUGAAGGAGACAGAGAGCCACAGUCCAGACCUGGCGAUGGGACCACCACAUUCCCCACACCUGGACAGAAAGGAGGGGCCCCUCCGCCCCAGUUUCAGGGCCAGCGUGAGCCCACACCACGCACUUUUGGAAUGUCAGGGCUUCAUGGCCCAAAUUUCCCAGGACCAAGGGGAGCAGUCCCUCCGUUUUCAGAAGAGAAUAUCAUUUCUAACAGCGAUGGGCCGCGAGGGCCACCGCCAGCCAGAUUCGGGGCCCAGAAGGGGCCUAUUCCUUCCCUAUUCUCAGGGCCACAUGGGCCACCUCCCUACGGGGACAGCAGGGGGCCCUCCCCCUCUCACCUUGGUGGGCCCAGAGGAGCAGCACCACCCCAAUUCGAAGAACGCAAGGAUCCCCAUGGGGAAAAAAGGGAAUUCCAAGAUGCCCCGUACAAUGAGAUGGCUGGCCCUCCUGCGCAGUUUGAAGGACCAGAACAAGCCCAGUUCAUGGGAAAUAGAGGCCCAGCACCUUUCCAAUUUGGAGGCCAAAGAAGGCCUCUGCUGUCUCAGUUUAAAGGACCCCGGGGAGGACCUCCUCCCUCUCAGUUUGGAAGUCAGAGAGGACCACCCCCUGGCCAUUUUGUUGGCCCAAGGGGGCCACAUCCUAGUCAGUUUGAAACUGCCCGGGGUCCUCAUCCCAAUCAGUUUGAAGGACCCAGAGGCCAAGCACCGAAUUUCAUGCCAGGGCCCAGGGGGAUUCAGCCUCAGCAGUUUGAGGAACAAAGGGUCAAUUCACCACCGAGAUUUGCAAACCAAAGGGCGCCAGCACCCCUUCAGUUUAGUGGACCAAGGGGCUCUGCGCCUUUUCCUGAAAAAAAUGACCCUGCACCCUCCCGCUUCCACUUCCAGGGCCAGUCUGCACAGGGGAUGAAGCCUGCUCCCCGGCCCCUGCUGGAGCUCCCGAGCCACCCGCCACAGCACAGGAAGGACAGGUGGGACGAGGCCGGCCCACCCUCCUCCCUGCCCUCUGGUGGGCCUGGGCAGGGCCCCGAGGCUGAUGCUCAGUGGGCGUCCUCUGACUUCCGAGAGGGCAAAGGCCUCGAAUACAGAAACCAGACUUUUGAAGGGAGGCAGAGGGAGCGAUUUGAAGCUGGGCCCAAAGACAAACCGCUGGAUGAGCCUGAAGCUCAGCUGCCAGAGACUCGGCAGGGCCGGGCCUUCGAAGACCGCCGGCGGGAGCGGGAGCAUGGGAAGCCCUGGGACCGAGAGCGCAGCCGGAACUGGAGCCGGGAACGCGAGUGGGAGAGGGGCCGCGAGUGGGACAGACACCGAGACAAGGACUGUGGCCGGGAGCGGAGUGCCAACAGGGACCGGGAGCGGGAGUCUGAUCGCAGCCGGGAGCGCAGCAGGAACCGGGACCGGGAGCGGGACCGGAGACGGGACCGGGAGCGCGAGCGGUCUCGCAGCAGAGACCGGGACCGCGAAAAGGCCCGUGAGCGUGAGCGGGGCCGAGACCGCAAGGACCGCAGCAAAAGCAAGGAGAGCACUCGGGACCUGAAGGCCGAGGCCCCGCGGGCCGACCCCGCCGCCCAGACCUAGGCCGGUGAGGGGGCUGCGACAGGGGCCUGGGCUCCCUCGUCCUUGCCUGUGUGUCGCAGCAGGCAGCAGCCUCUGUAAAAGCCACGCUCAUAAAAUGUGUUCAACAAAUCGUCUUUGAAAUAGCUAUAAACUUAGAUGCAGAAUAGAAUAUUCUGGACUUCAAAAAUUACUGUAGUUUUGUGUAUAAUGGUUUCUUACAAAAUUUCACAUCUUUACAACUCUGAUGCUUUUUUAAAAAAAUUAAGAACUCAUUUAAUGUUUCCAUUUAAAAUUACUAAAAUGGGAAAGUAUCUACAAAAGCAUAUUGCUUUUUCAGAUUAUAGAGUUAUCUUUUCCAAUAACUUGACUAGUGUAAAUUUUAGGAGAAUUUCAGUGGAGCUCAGAGCCAUAUCUUUGCUGACGUCUCCUGUCUUUCUGUGCUCCAAAAGCUGUUGGUCCAGGUCUGACAGGCUCUCCCAGAGGGCAGUGUGCUGUGGCUGUGGGAGAACCAUGUCAGCUCGUCCCUGGAAUGGUGAGAAACACAAAACUUACAAAUGCUUUUUUCUUUUGCCAUAAAUUUGAAUGACAAAUUUCAUCCAGGAAACAAAACACAUUUCUUAGUUUUGUUCCGUUUUUAUUAUCACCUCAUACAUUUUUUUCAAAAACAUGAUUAAAAGCAACAUCUGCUAGAGUAGAAAUUGUUGCAUUUUAAAUAACAAUUUAUUGAAAGAAGUUCAAAUUUUACCAGCCUAAAGAAAGUGAGGAAAUAAACCAAUUAAGCGUACUUUAAAAGGCGGGGGUGGGUUUCUUUGAUCUGAAUAUCAGGAACGUGUUCGUGGAACUCCACCAUCUCAGCAGUUCUUCCUGUGUCCCGGGAAAGUGCACAGCUCCAGACCGUUCUGUGUGUCAGGUGGUAAAUUUUAAAGUUUGUCAUUGAAAAUGGAACAAUAUUUGUAUAAAAUGAGAUGAAAAAUAGUGAUAUUAGUUCAAGAACUACAAACUAGAAAGCUUUUCACUGUGAAAUGCAGUGCACUGCUUCUUGUCAUGUAUUUUUCAAGUACUUCUGAAGUGUGAAAUAGAGAAAACCUUGCUAAUUUAUUUGACUGUACAAAUACACUUUGAUAAUUUUUUUAUAUUUUCAUAAACUUACUUUUACAAAUGUAAAAUUAGAGAAUUUCAUUUGUUGUUUGGAGUCUAUUAUUCCAUUGUACAUCACUACAGAUUUUUCACUUCCUAGCACAAAUGUUUAAGUUAUGAAACGAGAACGUAGCAAUUUGGGAUGAUCGGUUUAUAAACCAAGUAUCAGUAGGUUAAAUUACAUUAAGGUGGUGUCAAGUCCCAACAUUUAAUAUGAUGUGAAGGUUUUUUACAUGUAAAACAAAUUUUUCUAAUUUAAAUACACAAAUGUAAAAAUCAAGUGUGUUUCUUUAGUUUUACUUGAUAGAAAUUUCUGUAAAUUGUAUUUUAUAUUGCAAAGUAUAUCACUGUACAUUAAAACGUGGAACUUCAUAGGUUUUGUUACUUGAAGUAGAAUAAACAUCUACGGAAGGUUGUC